Molecule: messenger RNA, 3211 nt
Organism: Bufo bufo (common toad)
Lineage: Eukaryota; Metazoa; Chordata; Amphibia; Anura; Bufonidae
Gene: TBL1X
Product: transducin beta like 1 X-linked
Exons: 16
Coding region: 627-2201 (524 amino acids)
Biological process (GO): regulation of transcription by RNA polymerase II
Cellular component (GO): histone deacetylase complex
Molecular function (GO): protein binding; transcription corepressor activity
Source: RefSeq, a predicted model, not a curated record
UUUCCCCUGCCAGUCUCUCUCCCUCGCUCCUCUCUCUCUUCCCCCCCUCUUCUAGCUGCUGCUGCUGUGUCUGUGGGAGCUUCACUCACACACAAACACAGACUAACUAACUCUGCUAAUGAACUAGUUAGCCGUGUAUUCUCAUAGCCACAGCAAGAAAAAAAUAUUGAAUGACCCAAUCACCAUAUCACCAGAUAUAACAGUUCUAAUAAAGGCAAAACUUCCCACUCUUUUUGGAGACUUUUGGAGGAUUUUUGAAAAUUAUUUUCUUGGGUGAUUUUUAACAUAUUUUUUUUGGGCUUGAAACUUUGGUGGAUCUUUGGCUGAUAUUGUGGUUUGUGACCCCAGGAUCUACACGAGAAGAGUUAUCAUGCAGAGUUUAUAGGAAGAAAGGAAAGUCAAUGGACUAGAAGUGUUGUUCCCAGCAAGAAGUUGAUCCAGCCUGCUUUUUCGGAACUACAAAGCUGUCUCUUUUUAGACCACAUCUAGUGUGAGAUGCCACCUGUUUGAAAGCUGGCUGUGGCAAAGGAUCCAAAAAGUAUAAGAAAACGUGGAUUGGCAACCUGCAUCCUCAGUAGCGGGAAUUUCACUUCCUGUAGACCUCAUCAUUCUGAGGUGGGGCUAAGAUGAGCAUAACCAGUGACGAGGUGAAUUUCUUGGUGUAUCGCUAUCUUCAAGAGUCAGGUUUCUCUCACUCAGCAUUUACAUUCGGUAUUGAAAGCCACAUCAGCCAGUCCAACAUCAAUGGGACACUAGUGCCACCUGCAGCUCUUAUCUCCAUCCUGCAGAAAGGUUUACAGUAUGUGGAAGCUGAGAUCAGCAUCAAUGAAGAUGGUACAGUCUUUGAUGGUCGGCCGAUAGAGUCGUUGUCUCUGAUUGAUGCCGUGAUGCCAGAUGUUGUUCAAACCAGACAACAAGCCUUCAGAGAAAAGCUGGCUCAACAGCAAGCUGCAUCCACAAUGUGCGCACCGAGCGCUGCUCCUGUCACUGCUGCACCAGCAGCAGCUCCUGCACAACAGCAGAACACACCAAAGAAUGGAGCAGCCACUGUGAAUGGUGAAGAAAAUGGGGCACAUGCAAUAAAUAACCAUGCAGAAUCAAUGGAAAUUGAUGGGGAUGUGGAAAUUCCACCAAACAAAGCAACAGUCCUUCGUGGACAUGAAUCAGAGGUAUUCAUCUGUGCCUGGAAUCCAGUCACUGAUCUACUAGCAUCUGGAUCAGGAGACUCAACAGCAAGAAUAUGGAAUUUGAAUGAAAACAGUAGUAGCAACUCCACUCAGCUAGUUUUACGGCACUGUAUACGGGAAGGUGGACAAGAUGUUCCAAGCAACAAAGAUGUCACCUCAUUGGACUGGAAUGCGGACGGCACUCUCUUAGCUACAGGUUCUUAUGAUGGUUUUGCAAGAAUCUGGACACAGGAUGGCAAUCUUGCAAGCACUUUAGGUCAACACAAAGGUCCCAUUUUUGCACUGAAGUGGAAUAAAAAGGGGAAUUACAUUUUGAGUGCAGGAGUUGAUAAGACAACAAUAAUCUGGGAUGCUCACACGGGAGAGGCAAAACAACAGUUUCCCUUCCAUUCUGCUCCUGCUCUGGACGUGGAUUGGCAGAACAAUACCACCUUUGCCUCCUGUAGCACAGACAUGUGUAUUCAUGUUUGCAGACUUGGUUGUGACCGCCCAGUGAAAACCUUCCAAGGACAUACAAAUGAAGUUAAUGCAAUUAAAUGGGACCCAUCAGGGAUGCUUCUGGCCUCGUGUUCAGAUGAUAUGACAUUAAAGAUCUGGAGUAUGAAGCAAGAUGUGUGUGUGCAUGAUCUACAGGCCCACAAUAAAGAAAUUUAUACAAUCAAAUGGAGUCCAACAGGUCCUGGCACCAGCAACCCAAACUCAAGCAUAAUGUUAGCAAGUGCAUCAUUUGAUUCAACUGUCCGGCUUUGGGAUGUUGAGAGAGGCGUUUGCGUCCACACAUUAACCAAACAUCAAGAACCUGUCUAUAGUGUAGCUUUUAGUCCUGAUGGAAAGUAUCUGGCCAGUGGCUCUUUUGACAAAUGCGUUCAUAUAUGGAAUACUCAGAACGGAUCUCUAGUGCACAGCUACAGGGGGACAGGAGGAAUUUUUGAAGUUUGCUGGAAUGCCAGAGGUGAUAAAGUAGGCGCAAGCGCAUCUGAUGGAUCAGUGUGUGUCCUGGAUCUGAGGAAGUGAUGCCAAUAAUCCAAUAUCAAAGUUUAAAUGGACCAGCAUCGAAUGUGCACUGUCUGAAAUUACAGAUUCCAGCUUUUGUACAAACCUGACAAAGUCAGAGAGUACAUUGUAACCGAACCUCCCUAAAUGUCACACUUAAGGAUGUCCACAGUUUUCUUGGAACCAUUUUAUUAGACAUCCUUCAGGAGUUGAUGGUUUUCUGGCCGGCCUUACUGUAUUUCAGUCUCAGAACUAGCAGGCCAAUUUCGGGACUGACAGACGUGUUUGGUUUGAGUUGUUUGCUAUGGCCAAAACUGUGCCAAAAAGUGUAAACACCGUCAGAAUGAAAAGGAAAAGGCUGCAACGAACCAAAAGGGAAAACCAGUUCCUAUCAAUUUGUUUUAUUUCCAACCUAAUUUGGACACUACCGUUUUCCCAAAGGACCUACAAAGAACAGUUUUUAUUAAACAAUCCACAUGACUUUGUAUGACACUUUCUAUUUUCUAGACUACUUUUUGUUGCUUUUGUUACCUGUUCAGUGGUUUUCUACCAUUUCAGAAUAGUGGACUAGUGGAAGAUCCAAAAGGUAUCUAAGGAACUAAUGUUGCUAUCAAUUCAGCUUUUUCCUUUGUCCAAAAUCAAUGUGACCUGCUGGCUAGUACCACACUUGAAGAAAUGCUUAACCUUGCUCCUUGCAGAAAUUUUCUUUCUGGUCGCCACCUUUGUAAAACCUCUUAAGUUCAGUAAUGGAGUGUCUAGCAUUGCUUUUUCCUAGCAAAGUCCACGUCUGCACUGUGGAAUUUUCCCCUCCACAGCUUAGCUUUUAAGGGCACUUUUCAUGACAUGGUGUCACAUGCUUUUUAUAAGAAUGCAACCCCAGGAAAGCUUUUUACAAAAAGGAAGAUGAACUUUUAAAAAGAAAGAACCCACUGUAUUUUUUGAAAAGAAGACAAAUAUUUUUUAUGUUAAAAAUCUUAAUUCUAAAAAUGAUAAAAAUGCAAAUGUUGGGAUUGUCUAAGUCAUGCAAAAAA